CCUCCGCGCUCAGUCCGGGGCUGGACUGCGGCAGGACAGCGAGCAUGCUUUUGGCCCAAAUGAGACUCUGUUCCUUUGGCAAUAAAGUAAAAUUUCUGAAGACAAUUCCAUCUUCAAAAACCCUUGGGUUCUCUACUUCUGCUAAAAUGGCUUUGAAAUUCAAAAAUGCAAAACGAAUCGAAGGAAUUGAUAGCAAUGUAUGGACUGAAUUUACCAAGUUGGCUGCAGAUCCAUCUGUGGUGAAUCUUGGCCAAGGACUUCCAGAUAUAUCACCUCCUUCUUAUGUGAAAGAAGCAUUAUCAGAAGUUGCAUUCACCGAUAGCCUGAAUCAAUACACAAGGGGCUUUGGUCAUCCAUCACUUGUCAAAGCUCUGUCCUGCCUCUAUGGAAAAUGUUAUCAGAAGCAAAUUGAUCCAAAUAAAGAAAUUCUCGUGACAGUAGGAGCAUAUGGCUCUCUCUUCAGUGCCAUCCAGGGGCUGGUUGAUGAGGGAGAUGAAGUCAUAAUAAUGGUGCCUUUCUAUGACUGCUAUGAACCUAUGAUAAAGAUGGCUGGAGCCACACCUGUAUUUAUCCCCCUAAGAUCUAAACCUGUUUCUGGAAAAAAAUGGUCUAGUUCUGACUGGACCUUCGAUCCUCAAGAACUGGAAAGUAAAUUUAACUCGAAAACCAAAGCCAUUAUCCUCAAUACUCCACAUAAUCCCUUUGGCAAGGUGUAUACCAGAGAGGAGCUCCAAGUAAUUGCGGACCUUUGCAUCAAAUAUGACAUACUGUGCAUCAGUGACGAGGUUUAUGAGUGGCUGGUAUAUACAGGAAACAAGCACAUAAAAAUAGCCACGUUUCCAGGUAUGUGGGAGAGAACAGUAACGAUCGGCAGUGCUGGGAAGACGUUUAGUGUGACUGGCUGGAAGCUUGGCUGGUCCAUUGGCCCUCAUCAUUUGAUAAAGCAUUUACAGACAGUGCAACAAAACACCAUUUAUACCUGUCCAACUCCUUUACAGGAAGCCUUGGCUCAAGCUUUUUGGAUUGAUAUUAAACGAAUGGAUGCCCCAGAAUGUUAUUUUAAUUCUUUGCCCAAAGAAUUGGAAGUCAAAAGAGAUCGGAUGGUCCAUUUGCUUGAAAGUGUUGGCCUCAAACCCAUAGUUCCUGACGGAGGCUACUUUAUCAUUGCUGAUGUAUCAUCACUAGAUGCUGACCUCUCUGAUAUGAAGAGCAAUGAACCUUAUGACUAUAAAUUUGUGAAAUGGAUGACUAAAAACAAGAAACUAUCUGCCAUUCCUGUUUCAGCAUUCUGUAAUUCAGAGACUAAACCACAGUUUGAGAAGUUUGUGCGAUUUUGCUUCAUUAAAAAAGACAGCACCUUGGAUGCUGCUGAAGAAAUCAUCAAGGCAUGGAUCAUACAGAAGUCGUGAUGUGUGCAGUGCAAUUUCACUUGAUGACUAGUUUGAGAUUGUUACUUGAUGCUACCACCUGCUGGAGAAAACAGAUAUUUUGGUAGGGAUUAAUUUAAAUAAAAAUAAAAAAUUUUCCAAACUUAA
Dipodomys spectabilis (banner-tailed kangaroo rat) is the source of this 1535-nucleotide messenger RNA. RefSeq names its product kynurenine aminotransferase 3 (gene Kyat3). Lineage: Eukaryota; Metazoa; Chordata; Mammalia; Rodentia; Heteromyidae. Bases 45 to 1409 code for a protein of 454 amino acids. The record is from RefSeq and is a predicted model, not a curated record. Gene Ontology annotation, biological process: biosynthetic process. The transcript has 14 exons. Gene Ontology annotation, molecular function: pyridoxal phosphate binding; L-kynurenine:2-oxoglutarate transaminase activity. Gene Ontology annotation, cellular component: cytoplasm; mitochondrion.